This is a messenger RNA of Penicillium angulare, 2607 nucleotides long. RefSeq names its product histidine biosynthesis protein HIS4. The record is from RefSeq and is a predicted model, not a curated record. Gene Ontology annotation, biological process: L-histidine biosynthetic process. Bases 1 to 2607 code for a protein of 868 amino acids. Gene Ontology annotation, cellular component: cytoplasm. The transcript is spliced from 3 exons. Gene Ontology annotation, molecular function: histidinol dehydrogenase activity; NAD binding; phosphoribosyl-ATP diphosphatase activity. Lineage: Eukaryota; Fungi; Ascomycota; Eurotiomycetes; Eurotiales; Aspergillaceae.
AUGGCCACGCCUUUCCUUAUCUCCUACCCCUCCACCCCCACCACCGGCCUUUCCCUCAAGCAGAUCGCCUACUUCGGACGAGUGCUAGUGAAGGUCUCUGGUCUCGCAGAGGCAGAGCAAUUCUUGCGUCAAAACUUCCGCCACUUGGACGUCCUCGUUGACGCCACUGCCAUCUCCUCCGCCGGUGAUCUGGUUGACAUUCUCAACGCCGGUGCCGCUAAGAUCUUUAUCACCCUCGACCAAUUGAACGCCCUUUCCCAAGAACAAUCCGUUCCCUCCUCACGAUUGGUUGUCUAUGCGCCUUCCAAUGAUGACUUGGACACCUUUCAGCAGUGGAUUGCUGCCAACUCCUCAGAACGCACCGACGCAAGCGUCUGCACCGAUAUCGCUGCCGCCACUACCGCCGCUACAAAAUUGAGCAUCAGCUCCGAUUCCCCUCGUCUUUACGUCACAUACGGAGAACAGAAGGUUUCUGAGGAUGCUUUGACACAGGUCAUGCAGCAGGGUGCUAUUGCUGUUAUUCCUGCGCAGGAGUUGACUGUUGAGCGGGAUGCGACGGAUCAGCGUUCUGCCGCCAAGCUGUUGGCCUCGCGCGCGGUCACCGACCAGAGCAACGGCCUCUAUGCCACAUCUGUUACCGAUGAGCGAGGCGCUUGCCUUGGUUUCGUCUGGAGCAGUGACGAGAGUAUUGCUGAGGCUCUCCGCACCGGUACCGGAGUUUACCAGAGCCGCAAGCGCGGGUUGUGGUACAAGGGUCAAUCAAGCGGGGAUGUGCAACAAUUAAUUCGCAUUGGCUUUGACUGCGAUGCCGACUGCAUUGUCUUUGUUGUUAAGCAAAUUGGACGAGGCUUCUGUCACCUCGGCACCGAAACCUGCUUCGGCGCCUCAAGCGGUCUGUCGCGUCUUCAGAAGACUCUUCUGGAGCGCAAAGCAGAUGCGCCCGCCGGUUCCUACACUGCCCGCCUCUUCAAUGAACCCAAACUCGCCGCCGCUAAGAUUAUGGAGGAGGCUGAUGAGCUGUGCCGAGCUGAAACUAAGGAGGAGAUCGCAUUCGAGGCAGCUGAUCUGCUGUACUUUGCCCUGACUAGGUGUACUGCUGCCGGUGUUACUCUCGAGGAUAUCGAGCGUAACCUUGAUCUGAAGAGCUUGAAGGUCAAGCGGAGAAAGGGUGAUGCUAAGGGUCCCUGGGCUGAGAAGGCCGGUCUGGCUGCUCCCCAGGCUAAGCCUACCCCUGCCCCUGCCCCCGCACCCGCUCCUGUCGAGGACCGCUCUAGAAUCGAGAUGAAGCGUGUCAUCACUGCUUCAACAACCGUCAUCGAGGUCAAGGAAUUCCUCAAGCGCCCCUCCCAGAAGUCCAAUGAGGCCAUUGUUGGUCUCGUGAAGCCUAUCAUCCAGGAUGUUCGCGAGAACGGAGACGCUGGCGUGCUCAAGUAUACCCACAAGUUUGAGAAGGCGACUUCUCUUACCUCCCCUGUUAUCAAGGCUCCCUUCCCAGCUGAGCUGAUGAAGCUCACUCCUGACGUCCAGGAGGCCAUUGAUAUCUCCAUCGGCAACAUUGAGCGUUUCCACUCUGCACAGAAGGGCAGCAACGAUGCCCUCAAGAUGGAGACAAUGCCGGGUGUCGUUUGCUCUCGUUUCUCCCGUGCCAUUGAGCGUGUUGGUCUAUACAUCCCUGGUGGUACCGCCGUUCUGCCCUCUACCGCUAUGAUGCUCGGUGUCCCCGCCAUGGUGGCUGGUUGCCAGAAGAUCGUUCUUGCCUCUCCUCCCCGCGCUGAUGGUAGCAUCUCCCCAGAGAUUGUCUACGUCGCCCACAAGGUCGGCGCCGAGAGCAUCGUCUUGGCUGGCGGUGCCCAGGCCGUCGCCGCCAUGGCCUACGGUACAGAGAGUGUCAGCAAGGUCGACAAGAUUCUGGGCCCUGGUAACCAAUUCGUUACCGCGGCUAAGAUGUUUGUGUCUAACGAUACAUCUGCUGGUGUCAGCAUUGAUAUGCCCGCUGGUCCUAGUGAGGUUCUUGUCAUUGCUGACAAGAACGCCAACCCCGCUUUCGUUGCUUCUGACCUGCUGAGCCAGGCUGAGCACGGUGUCGACUCCCAGGUGAUCCUUAUUGCUAUUGAUCUGUCCGAGGAGCAAUUGAAGGCCAUUGAAGACGAGGUCGAUUCGCAAGCCCGUGCCCUGCCCCGUAUGGACAUCGUCCGCGGCUCACUGGAACACUCCGUCACUUUCGUCGUGAAGGAUAUCAAUGAGGCUAUGACCUUGAGCAACGAGUAUGCUCCUGAGCACUUGAUCUUGCAGAUCGAUGACGCCGAGGCGGUUGUCGAACAGGUCCAGAACGCCGGCAGUGUCUUCAUCGGCGCUUGGACACCCGAGAGUGUUGGCGAUUACUCCGCUGGUGUUAACCACUCUCUUCCCACAUACGGAUAUGCCAAGCAGUACUCCGGAGUCAACCUUGGCUCUUUCCUGAAACACAUCACCAGCUCUAAUCUGACUGCCGACGGUCUUCUGGCUCUGUCGAAGACAGUCGAGACCCUGGCCGCUGUGGAGGGUCUGGACGCUCACAAACGGGCCGUCAGCAUCCGUGUUGCACAGAUGAAGAAGGACCGCUCUUAG